CUCUUUUGGGUUCCUGCAAGGAGGAGUCAGACCACCCGACACACCACUCCCUUUGUCUGCAAUGACCUAAAACCUUCGGCUCUGUGAGGCUGCAAGGAAGCAGGCAUGCCGUGCAGAGCAGAGCUGGACCAUUUACUCCUCAUUCAGGGAAGGAUGUAGAUUUUGCUUCUCCUGACGACUGGAGGAUGUGUCGGCGCAUCACUCUCUCAUAGACGCAUCUCAGAAAAUCACAAACCUUCCAUCUUCUUGACUGUGGACUGAUUCUACAAGAGACUAGAGACAGCGCCUCUGGAAAAGGAUCAGAGGCUGUCAGCCUGUCACUCUCUUUCUUUCUUUCUCUUUCUCCGAUAUUGCUGUGUCAACACAAUCCACCAAGAUGUGCGACUGCUUUCAUCUAGUACUUCCUAACUGGCCCGGAUCUCCAGCCAGUGCUUCUGGCAGACAACUGAGGCCGGAGGACACGGAGGCGGAUGGAGAGGCCGAUGUGGAAGAUGAUUCUAUCAAUGAUGAGGAAGUGACAACUGAAAACAUACGACCAAGACCACAGGGGUCUUCUCCAGUUUACGAAUACUGCAUAGACGACGAAUAUUUUAACAAAAAGCUUCAACAAGACAGAGAGAACAGACAAAGAAGGGAUUCUUCUAUCAAAAUGAGUGAAUCACAGGAAUCUAUGGAGGUGACCCUGCAAACAGAAGUGGAAUCUGGAGCAAGUGGAUUUAGUGUGGCUGGUGGUGGAAGUGAAGGGAUAUUUGUGAAGCAAGUCCUCAAGGAAUCUCCAGCAUCAAAGGUCUUCAGUCUAAAGGAAGGUGAUCAACUUUUGAGUGCCACAAUUUUUUUUGAUAAUAUCAAAUAUGAAGAUGCACUCAAAAUUCUGCAAUAUUCCGAGCCAUAUAAAGUACAAUUCAAUCUUAAAAGGAAGCUCGUUGGGAAGGAAGAGAUGGAAUCAAUGUAUUCUGCAAAACAAUCUAAAAAGGAAAAACUCAUUCAGGGAAAGGAAAUUCUGGAAAUAUCUGAGAAGAUGGUUUCAGAAGAAGAUAAAGCAAACUUGAUUGUAAAACAAAGAGUGGGGAGGCCAAAAAGAACCAAAAAGGAUAGACUUUCUUGGCCAAAAUUCCAAUCAAUGAAAGGUAAAAGGAUUUUGGGACACAGAAGAUCUCGUAGCACAUCAGAUGCAUAUGAGCAUACCAUUCCAGAUAUCUCUCCAACAAGUACAGAUACAGAAUCACAAUUUCAACAAGAAGAACUCCAUGCAAAGAUUAAAAAAGGAAGUCAAAAGAGAUUGAAAUUUCCUAGUAUAGGGUUCAAAAUGUAUAAAAGUAAACAAGAAACAGAGGAGAGGACAAAAUAUGAAGUAAAACCACUUACUGAAUUUGAAAAUGACACUACUGGAGAAAUCACAGAAUUAAUCACAACACAAUACUCUACAAAGUGGGAUGAACAUGGAAUGAAAGAAGGGAAGGAAAAGCAUGUAAUAACUGUAAUGGAAACAAAACCUGAAUUACAACAUCCUCCCAAAAAAUGCCCUGAAGUUGAACUAACUAUUAAAAAACCAAAGGACAAGAAAAUGAAAUCUGGAAAAGCUACAACAGAAACAGAAACGGCAAUAAUAACAUCACAAAUAAUGUCAGCAUUACAAACAAAUGAAGGACAACCAAAGAUGGCAACACAAUCACUUCCAAAAACACGAAAAAAGAAGCACAAAGGAUCAAAAGAAAAAAUUGAAUUAGAGACAGAAGGCGAAAAAGGGAAAAAACAAAAACAAGGAAUCAAGGAAAAAACUGCAGAAAAAAUAAAAGAUGCAAACAUUAUGAUAACACCUCCCCACAUGAGGGCACACAUUUCUGAAGCUACUUGUGAAGCUACAGGCCAGGCUUCCUUUCAACUAGAACCUCCAGAACUACAGGUGGAGGCAUCUUCAGAGCAAAUUGCUCUGGACAGUGCCAAAGUUAAGCUGGAAGACAUGGACAGCAAGUUUAAAAUGCCAAAGUUGCACAUGCCAAGGUUUGCUGUCUCCCUUCCAAAAGGAAAACCCACUCUAGAAGAGGAAACUGCCCUAUCUUCUAUGGAUACAGAAGUCAAUAAAAAAGAAAUGAAAGGUGAUGUGACACUGCCCUCAGUCACAGUUAAAGAGGACAUUAUGUUUCCCAAGGCUAAGACUGAAGCAAUGAGCUUGGAAGUAGAGGUUACAGAGAAGGGAAAAUUCAAAAUGCCAGAUGUCAAGAUGCCCAGCGUCCAAAUGCCCCAGGGCAAGACCCCACAAGUGGGAGUCAGCCUGCCCAAGGUGGAAGCUGACAUCUCCCUUCCCAAAGGCAAGAUCGAGCUGCCAGAAGGAGAGGUCUCUGUCAUGGUUUCCGAGGCAGAAGGCAGCGUAGGGGGUGGAGGAAUGAAAAUUCAUAUGCCAAAGUUCAAGAUGCCCAGCAUGGGCUUCUCCAAAACAGAUAUCAAAGGCCCCAAAGUUGAUGUAGACCUUAGCCUGCCAAAAGUGGAUGUCACACUUCCCUCCGCAGAUCUCAGCAUUACCAAACAAGAGCCGAAAACAGGUGACCUACAGGCAGAUAUCAGCGUCUCAGGUCCAGAUGUCCACGUUCCCUCAGGCGAGGCUACCCUGGAAUUGAAAGCACCAGAAUUACAAAUGGAGGCACCUGCGGCGCAGAUUGCACUAGAUGGCACUGAGGUAAAGCUGGAAGGCGUGGACAGCAGGUUUAAAAUGCCCAAGUUCCACAUGCCAAAAUUUGGUGUGUCCCUUCCCAAAGGAUGGUCAACCGCAGAGGGUGAAAUCGUCUUGCCGUCUAUAGAUGUUGAAGUCACUAAGCCAGAACUGAAAGCGGAUGUGGCCCUGCCAUCAGUCGGAAUUGAAGGUGACAUUAAGCUGCCCCAGGCUGAGAUCGAAGCUCCAAGCUUCGAAGUAGAGCUUGAAGAAAAGGGAAAAUUCAAAACGCCAGAUGUCAAGAUGCCCAGCGUCAAAAUGCCCAAGGGAAAGACACCACAAGUCGGAGUCAACCUGCCCAAGGUGGAAGCUGACGUCUCCCUUCCCAAAGGCCAGAUCGAGCUACCAGAAACAGAGGUCUCUGUCAAGGAUCCCAAGGCAGAAGGCAGCGUGGAGGGUGGAGGAAUGAAAAUUCAUAUGCCAAAGUUCAAGAUGCCCAGCCUGGGCUUCUCCAAAACAGAAGUCAAAGGCCCCAAACUUGAUGUAGACCUUAGCCUGCAAAAAGUGGAUGUCACGCUUCCCUCCGCAGAUCUCAGCAUUACCAAACCAGAGCUGAAAUCGGGUGACCUGCAAGAAGGUAUCAGCGUCUCAGGCCCAGAUGUCCACGUUCCCUCAGGCGAGGCUACCCUGGAAUUGAAAGCACCAGAAUUACAAAUGGAGGCACCUGCGGCGCAGAUUGCACUAGAUGGCACUGAGGUAAAGCUGGAAGGCGUGGACAGCAGGUUUAAAAUUCCCAAAUUCCACAUGCCAAAAUUUGGUGUGUCCCUUCCCAAAGGAUGGUCAACCGCAGAGGGUGAAAUCGUCUUGCCGUCUAUAGAUGUUGAAGUCACUAAGCCAGAACUGAAAGCGGAUGUGGCCCUGCCAUCAGUCGGAAUUGAAGGUGACAUUAAGCUGCCCCAGGCUGAGAUCGAACCUCCAAGCUUCGAAGUAGAGCUUGAAGAAAAGGGAAUAUUCAAAACGCCAGAUGUCAAGAUGCCCAGCGUCAAAAUGCCCAAGGGAAAGACACCACAAGUCGGAGUCAACCUGCCCAAGGUGGAAGCUGACAUCUCCCUUCCCAAAGGCAAGAUCGAGCUACCAGAAACAGAGGUCUCUGUCAAGGAUCCCAAGGCAGAAGGCAGCGUGGAGGGUGGAGGAAUGAAAAUUCAUAUGCCAAAGUUCAAGAUGCCCAGCCUGGGCUUCUCCAAAACAGAUGUCAAAGGACCCAAACUUGAUGUAGACCUUAGCCUGCCAAAAGUGGAUGUCACGUUUCCCUCCGCAGAUCUCAGCAUUACCAAACCAGAGCUGAAAACAGGUGACCUGCAAGCAGGUAUCAGCGUCUCAGGCCCAGACGUCCACGUUCCCUCAGGCGAGGCUACCGUGGAAUUGAAAGCACCAGAAUUACAAAUGGAGGCACCUGCGGCGCAGAUUGCACUAGAUGGCACUGAGGUAAAGCUGGAAGGCGUGGACAGCAGGUUUAAGAUGCCCAAGUUCCACAUGCCAAAAUUUGGUGUGUCCCUUCCCAAAGGAAAGUCAACCGGAGAGGGUGAAAUCGUCUUGCCGUCUGUAGAUGUUGAAUUCACUAAGCCAGAACUGAAAGAGGAUGUGGACCUGCCAUCGGUCGGAGUAGUAGGUGAGAUUAAGCUGCCCCAAGCUGAGAUUGAAGCCCCGAGCUUGGAAGUAGAGCUUGGAGAGAAGGGAAAAUACAAAAUGUCAGAUGUCAAGAUGCCCAGGGCCAAAAUGCCCAAGGGUAAGACACGACAAGUCGGAGUCAGCCUGCCCAAGGUGGAAGCUGACGUCUCCCUUCCAAAAGGCAAGAUCAAGCUACCAGAAGCAGAGGUCUCUGUCAAGGUUCCUGAGGCAGAAGGCAGCGUGGAGGGUGGAGGAAUGAAAAUUCAUAUGCCAAAGUUCAAGAUGCCCAGCAUGGGCUUCUCCAAAACAGAUGUCAAAGGACCCAAACUCGAUGUAGACCUUAGCCUGCCAAAAGUGGAUGUCACGCUUCCCUCCGCAGAUCUCAGCAUUACCAAACAAGAGCCGAAAACAGGUGACCUGCAGGCAGAUAUCAGCGUCUCAGGCCCAGACGUCCACGUUCCCUCAGGCGAGGCUACCCUGGAAUUGAAAGCACCAGAAUUACAAAUGGAGGCACCUGCGGCGCAGAUUGCACUAGAUGGCACUGAGGUAAAGCUGGAAGGCGUGGACAGCAGGUUUAAAAUGCCCAAAUUCCACAUGCCAAAAUUUGGUGUGUCCCUUCCCAAAGGAUGGUCAACCGCAGAGGGUGAAAUCGUCUUGCCGUCUAUAGAUGUUGAAGUCACUAAGCCAGAACUGAAAGCGGAUGUGGCCCUGCCAUCAGUCGGAAUUGAAGGUGACAUUAAGCUGCCCCAGGCUGAGAUCGAAGCUCCAAGCUUCGAAGUAGAGCUUGAAGAAAAGGGAAAAUUCAAAUCGCCAGAUGUCAAGAUGCCCAGCGUCAAAAUGCCCAAGGGAAAGACACCACAAGUCGGAGUCAACCUGCCCAAGGUGGAAGCUGACGUCUCCCUUCCCAAAGGCCAGAUCGAGCUACCAGAAACAGAGGUCUCUGUCAAGGAUCCCAAGGCAGAAGGCAGCGUGGAGGGUGGAGGAAUGAAAAUUCAUAUGCCAAAGUUCAAGAUGCCCAGCCUGGGCUUCUCCAAAACAGAUGUCAAAGGCCCCAAACUUGAUGUAGACCUUAGCCUGCCAAAGGUGGAUGUCACGCUUCCCUCAGCAGAUCUCAGCAUUACUAAACCAGAGCUGAAAUCGGGUGACCUGCAAGAAGGUAUCAGCAUCUCAGGCCCAGAUGUCCACGUUCCCUCAGACGAGGCUACCCUGGAAUGGAAAGCACCAGAAUUACAAAUGGAGGCACCUGCGUCGCAGAUUGCACUAGAUGGCACUAAGGUAAAGCUAGAAGGCGUGGAUAGCAGGUUUAAAAUGCCUAAGUUCCACAUGCCAAAAUUUGGUGUGUCCCUUCCCAAAGGAAAGUCAACCGCAGAGGGUGAAAUCGUCUUGCCGUCUGUAGAUGUUGAAGUCACUAAGCCAGAACUGAAAGCGGAUGUGGACCUGCCAUCGGUCGGAGUAGAAGGUGAGAUUAAGCUGCCCCAGGCUGAGAUUGAAGCUCUGAGCUUGGAAGUAGAGCUUGGAGAGAAGGGAAAAUUCAAAAUGCCAGAUGUCAAGAUGCCCUGCGCCAAAAUGCCCAAGGGAAAGACACAACAAGUCGGAGUCAGCCUGCACAAGGUGGAAGCUGAUGUCUCCCUUCCCAAAGGCAAGAUCGAGCUACCAGAAGCAGAGGUCUCUGUCAAGGUUCCUGAAGCAGAAGGUAGCGUGGAGGGUGGAGGAAUGAAAAUUCAUAUGCCAAAAUUCAAGAUGCCCAGCCUGGGCUUCUCCAAAACAGAUGUCAAAGGACCCAAACUUGAUGUAGACCUUAGCCUGCCAAAAGUGGAUGUCACGUUUCCCUCCGCAGAUCUCAGCAUUACCAAACCAGAGCUAAAAACGGGUGACCUGCAAGCAGGUAUCAGCGUCUCAGGCCCAGACGUCCACAUUCCCUCAGGCGAGGCUACCCUGGAAUUGAAAGCACCAGAAUUACAAAUGGAGGCACCUGCGGCGCAGAUUGCACUAGAUGGCACUGAGGUAAAGCUAGAAGGCGUGGACAGCAGGUUUAAAAUGCCCAAGUUCCACAUGCCAAAAUUUGGUGUGUCCCUUCCCAAAGGAAAGUCAACCGGAGAGGGUGAAAUCGUCUUGCCGUCUGUAGAUGUUGAAUUCACUAAGCCAGAACUGAAAGAGGAUGUGGACCUGCCAUCGGUCGGAGUAGUAGGUGAGAUUAAGCUGCCCCAAGCUGAGAUUGAAGCUCCGAGCUUGGAAGUAGAGCUUGGAGAGAAGGGAAAAUACAAAAUGUCAGAUGUCAAGAUGCCCAGGGCCAAAAUGCCCAAGAGUAAGACACGACAAGUCGGAGUCAGCCUGCCCAAGGUGGAAGCUGACGUCUCCCUUCCCAAAGGCAAGAUCAAGCUACCGGAAGCAGAGGUCUCUGUCAAGGUUCCUGAGGCAGAAGCCAGCGUGGAGGGUGGAGGAAUGAAAAUUCAUAUGCCAAAGUUCAAGAUGCCCAGCAUGGGCUUCUCCAAAACAGAUGUCAAAGGACCCAAACUCGAUGUAGACCUUAGCCUGCCAAAAGUGGAUGUCACGCUUCCCUCCGCAGAUCUCAGCAUUACCAAACAAGAGCCGAAAACAGGUGACCUGCAGGCAGAUAUCAGCGUCUCAGGCCCAGACGUCCACGUUCCCUCAGGCGAGGCUACCCUGGAAUUGAAAGCACCAGAAUUACAAAUGGAGGCACCUGCGGCGCAGAUUGCACUAGAUGGCACUGAGGUAAAGCUGGAAGGCGUAGACAGCAGGUUUAAAAUGCCCAAGUUCCACAUGCCAAAAUUUGGUGUGUCCCUUCCCAAAGGAUGGUCAACCGCAGAGGGUGAAAUCGUCUUGCCGUCUGUAGAUGUUGAAGUCACUAAGCCAGAACUGAAAGCGGAUGUGGCCCCGGCAUCAGUCGGAAUUGAAGGUGACAUUAAGCUGCCCCAGGCUGAGAUAGAAGCUCCAAGCUUCGAAGUAGAGCUUGAAGAAAAAGGAAAAUUUAAAACGCCAGACGUCAAGAUGCCCAGCGUCAAAAUGCCCAAGGGAAAGACACCACAAGUCGGAGUCAACCUGCCCAAGGUGGAAGCUGACGUCUCCCUUCCCAAAGGCCAGAUCGAGCUACCAGAAACAGAGGUCUCUGUCAAGGAUCCCAAGGCAGAAGGCAGCGUGGAGGGUGGAGGAAUGAAAAUUCAUAUGCCAAAGUUCAAGAUGCCCAGCCUGGGCUUCUCCAAAACAGAUGUCAAAGGCCCCAAACUUGAUGUAGACCUUAGCCUGCCAAAAGUGGAUGUCACGUUUCCCUCCGCAGAUCUCAGCAUUACCAAACCAGAGCUGAAAACGGGUGACCUGCAAGCAGGUAUCUGCAUCUCAGGCCCAGAUGUCCACGUUCCCUCAGGCGAGGCUACCCUGGAAUUGAAAGCACCAGAAUUACAAAUGGAGGCACCUGCGGCGCAGAUUGCACUAGAUGGCACUGAGGUAAAGCUAGAAGGCGUGGACAGCAGGUUUAAAAUGCCCAAGUUCCACAUGCCAAAAUUUGGUGUGUCCCUUCCCAAAGGAAAGUCAACUGCAGAGGGUGAAAUCGUCUUUCCAUCUGUAGAUGUUGAAUUCACUAAGCCAGAACUGAAAGCGGAUGUGGACCUGCCAUCGGUCGGAGUAGUAGGUGAGAUUAAGCUGCCCCAGGCUGAGAUUGAAGCUCCGAGCUUGGAAGUAGAGCUUGGAGAGAAGGGAAAAUUCAAAAUGCCAGAUGUCAAGAUGCCCAGCGCCAAAAUGCCCAAGGGUAAGACACGACAAGUCGGAGUCAGCCUGCCCAAGGUGGAAGCUGACGUCUCCCUUCCCAGAGGCAAGAUCAAGCUACCAGAAGCAGAGGUCUCUGUCAAGGUUCCUGAGGCAGAAGGCAGCGUGGAGGGUGGAGGAAUGAAAAUUCAUAUGCCAAAGUUCAAGAUGCCCAGCAUGGGCUUCUCCAAAACAGAUGUCAAAGGACCCAAAGUUGAUGUAGACCUUAGCCUGCCAAAAGUGGAUGUCACGCUUCCCUCCGCAGAUCUCAGCAUUACCAAACAAGAGCCGAAAAAAGGUGACCUGCAUGCAGAUAUCAGCGUCUCAGGCCCAGACGUCCACGUUCCCUCAGGCGAGGCUACCCUGGAAUUGAAAGCACCAGAAUUACAAAUGGAGGCACCUGCGGCGCAGAUUGCACUAGAUGGCACUGAGGUAAAGCUGGAAGGCGUAGACAGCAGGUUUAAAAUGCCCAAGUUCCACAUGCCAAAAUUUGGUGUGUCCCUUCCCAAAGGAUGGUCAACCGCAGAGGGUGAAAUCAUCUUGCCGUCUGUAGAUGUUGAAGUCACUAAGCCAGAACUGAAAGCGGAUGUGGCCCUGCCAUCAGUCGGAAUUGAAGGUGACAUUAAGCUGCCCCAGGCUGAGAUAGAAGCUCCAAGCUUCGAAGUAGAGCUUGAAGAAAAGGGAAAAUUUAAAACGCCAGACGUCAAGAUGCCCAGCGUCAAAAUGCCCAAGGGAAAGACACCACAAGUCGGAGUCAACCUGCCCAAGGUGGAAGCUGACGUCUCCCUUCCCAAAGGCCAGAUCGAGCUACCAGAAACAGAGGUCUCUGUCAAGGAUCCCAAGGCAGAAGGCAGCGUGGAGGGUGGAGGAAUGAAAAUUCAUAUGCCAAAGUUCAAGAUGCCCAGCAUGGGCUUCUCCAAAACAGAUGUCAAAGGACCCAAAGUUGAUGUAGACCUUAGCCUGCCAAAAGUGGAUGUCACGCUUCCCUCCGCAGAUCUCAGCAUUACCAAACAAGAGCUGAAAACAGGUGACCUGCAUGCAGAUAUCAGCGUCUCAGGCCCAGACGUCCACGUUCCCUCAGGCGAGGCUACCCUGGAAUUGAAAGCACCAGAAUUACAAAUGGAGGCACCUGCGGCGCAGAUUGCACUAGAUGGCACUGAGGUAAAGCUGGAAGGCGUAGACAGCAGGUUUAAAAUGCCCAAGUUCCACAUGCCAAAAUUUGGUGUGUCCCUUCCCAAAGGAUGGUCAACCGCAGAGGGUGAAAUCAUCUUGCCGUCUGUAGAUGUUGAAGUCACUAAGCCAGAACUGAAAGCGGAUGUGGCCCUGCCAUCAGUCGGAAUUGAAGGUGACAUUAAGCUGCCCCAGGCUGAGAUAGAAGCUCCAAGCUUCGAAGUAGAGCUUGAAGAAAAGGGAAAAUUUAAAACGCCAGACGUCAAGAUGCCCAGCGUCAAAAUGCCCAAGGGAAAGACACCACAAGUCGGAGUCAACCUGCCCAAGGUGGAAGCUGACGUCUCCCUUCCCAAAGGCCAGAUCGAGCUACCAGAAACAAAGGUCUCUGUCAAGGAUCCCAAGGCAGAAGGCAGCGUGGAGGGUGGAGGAAUGAAAAUUCAUAUGCCAAAGUUCAAGAUGCCCAGCCUGGGCUUCUCCAAAACAGAUGUCAAAGGCCCCAAACUUGAUGUAGACCUUAGCCUGCCAAAAGUGGAUGUCACGUUUCCCUCCGCAGAUCUCAGCAUUACCAAACCAGAGCUGAAAACGGGUGACCUGCAAGCAGGUAUCUGCAUCUCAGGCCCAGAUGUCCACGUUCCCUCAGGCGAGGCUACCCUGGAAUUGAAAGCACCAGAAUUACAAAUGGAGGCACCUGCGGCGCAGAUUGCACUAGAUGGCACUGAGGUAAAGCUAGAAGGCGUGGACAGCAGGUUUAAAAUGCCCAAGUUCCACAUGCCAAAAUUUGGUGUGUCCCUUCCCAAAGGAAAGUCAACUGCAGAGGGUGAAAUCGUCUUGCCGUCUGUAGAUGUUGAAUUCACUAAGCCAGAACUGAAAGAGGAUGUGGACCUGCCAUCGGUCGGAGUAGUAGGUGAGAUUAAGCUGCCCCAGGCUGAGAUUGAAGCUCCGAGCUUGGAAGUAGAGCUUGGAGAGAAGGGAAAAUUCAAAAUGCCAGAUGUCAAGAUGCCCAGCGCCAAAAUGCCCAAGGGUAAGACACAACAAGUCGGAGUCAGCCUGCCCAAGGUGGAAGCUGACGUCUCCCUUCCCAGAGGCAAGAUCAAGCUACCAGAAGCAGAGGUCUCUGUCAAGGUUCCUGAGGCAGAAGGCAGCGUGGAGGGUGGAGGAAUGAAAAUUCAUAUGCCAAAGUUCAAGAUGCCCAGCAUGGGCUUCUCCAAAACAGAUGUCAAAGGACCCAAAGUUGAUGUAGACCUUAGCCUGCCAAAAGUGGAUGUCACGCUUCCCUCCGCAGAUCUCAGCAUUACCAAACAAGAGCCGAAAACAGGUGACCUGCAUGCAGAUAUCAGCGUCUCAGGCCCAGACGUCCACGUUCCCUCAGGCGAGGCUACCCUGGAAUUGAAAGCACCAGAAUUACAAAUGGAGGCACCUGCGGCGCAGAUUGCACUAGAUGGCACUGAGGUAAAGUUGGAAGGCGUAGACAGCAGGUUUAAAAUGCCCAAGUUCCACAUGCCAAAAUUUGGUGUGUCCCUUCCCAAAGGAUGGUCAACCGCAGAGGGUGAAAUCAUCUUGCCGUCUGUAGAUGUUGAAGUCACUAAGCCAGAACUGAAAGCGGAUGUGGCCCUGCCAUCAGUCGGAAUUGAAGGUGACAUUAAGCUGCCCCAGGCUGAGAUAGAAGCUCCAAGCUUCGAAGUAGAGCUUGAAGAAAAGGGAAAAUUUAAAACGCCAGACGUCAAGAUGCCCAGCGUCAAAAUGCCCAAGGGAAAGACACCACAAGUCGGAGUCAACCUGCCCAAGGUGGAAGCUGACGUCUCCCUUCCCAAAGACAAGAUCGAGCUACCAGAAACAGAGGUCUCUGUCAAGGAUCCCAAGGCAGAAGGCAGCGUGGAGGGUGGAGGAAUGAAAAUUCAUAUGCCAAAGUUCAAGAUGCCCAGCCUGGGCUUCUCCAAAACAGAUGUCAAAGGCCCCAAACUUGAUGUAGACCUUAGCCUGCAAAAAGUGGAUGUCACGCUUCCCUCCGCAGAUCUCAGCAUUACCAAACCAGAGCUGAAAACGGGUGACCUGCAGGCAGAUAUCAGCGUCUCAGGCCCAGAUGUCCACGUUUCCUCAGGCGAGGCUACCCUGGCAUUGAAAGCACCAGAAUUACAAAUGGAGGCACCUGCGGCGCAGAUUGCACUAGAUGGCACUGAGGUAAAGCUAGAAGGCGUGGACAGCAGGUUUAAAAUGCCCAAGUUCCAUAUGCCAAAAUUUGAAGUGUCCCUUCCCAAAGGAAAGUCAACCGAAGAAGGUGAAAUCGUUUUGCCGUCUGUAGAUGCUGAAGUCACUAAGCCAGAACUGAAAGCGGAUGUGGCCCUGCCUUCAGUCGGAGUUGAAGGUGAGAUUAAGCUGCCCCAGGCUGAGAUCGAAGCUCCAAGCUUCGAAGUAGAGCUUGAAGAAAAGGGAAAAUUCAAAAUGCCAGAUGUCAAGAUGCCCAGCGCCAAAAUGCCCAAGGGAAAGACACGACAAGUCGGAGUCAGCCUGCCCAAGGUGGAAGCUGAUGUCUCCCUUCCCAAAGGCAAGAUCAAGCUACCAGAAGCAGAGGUCUCUGUCAAGGUUCCUGAAGCAGAAGGCAGCGUGGAGGGUGGAGGAAUGAAAAUUCAUAUGCCAAAGUUCAAGAUGCCCAGCAUGGGCUUUUCCAAAACAGAUGUCAAAGGCCCCAAACUUGAUGUAGACCUUAGCCUGCCAAAAGUGGAUGUCACGCUUCCCUCCGCAGAUCUCAGCAUUACCAAACCAGAGCUGAAAACAGGUGACCUGCAGGCAGAUAUCGGCGUUUCAGGCCCAGAUGUCCACGUUCCCUCAGGCGAGGCUACCCUGGAAUUGAAAGCACCAGAAUUACAAAUGGAGGCACCUGCGGCGCAGAUUGCACUAGAUGGCACUGAGGUAAAGCUGGAAGGCGUGGACAGUAGGUUUAAAAUGCCCAAGUUCCACAUGCCAAAAUUUGAAGUGUCCCUUCCUAAAGGAAAGUCCACUGCAGAGGGUGAAAUCGUCUUGCCGUCUGUAGAUGUUGAAGUCACUAAGCCAGAACUGAAAGCGGAUGUGGCCCUGCCUUCGGUUGGAGUUGAAGGUGACAUUAAGUUGGCACAGGCUGAGAUAGAAGCUCCGGGCUUGGAAGUAGAGCUUGGAGAGAAGGGAAAAUUCAAAAUGACAGAUGUCAAGAUGCCCAGGGCCAAAAUGCCCAAGGGUAAGACACGACAAGUCGGAGUCAGCCUGCCCAAGGUGGAAGCUGAUGUCUCCCUUCCAAAAGGCAAGAUCAAGCUACCAGAAGCAGAGGUCUCUGUCAAGGUUCCUGAGGCAGAAGGCAGCGUGGAGGGUGGAGGAAUGAAAAUUCAUAUGCCAAAGUUCAAGAUGCCCAGCAUGGGCUUCUCCAAAACAGAUAUCAAAGGACCCAAACUCGAUGUAGACCUUAGCCUGCCAAAAGUGGAUGUCACGCUUCCCUCCGCAGAUCUCAGCAUUACCAAACAAGAGCCGAAAACAGGUGACCUGCAGGCAGAUAUCAGCGUCUCAGGCCCAGACGUCCACGUUCCCUCAGGCGAGGCUACCGUGGAAUUGAAAGCACCAGAAUUACAAAUGGAGGCACCUGCGGCGCAGAUUGCACUAGAUGGCACUGAGGUAAAGCUGGAAGGCGUGGACAGCAGGUUUAAAAUGCCCAAAUUCCACAUGCCAAAAUUUGGUGUGUCCCUUCCCAAAGGAUGGUCAACCGCAGAGGGUGAAAUCGUCUUGCCGUCUAUAGAUGUUGAAGUCACUAAGCCAGAACUGAAAGCGGAUGUGGCCCUGCCAUCAGUCGGAAUUGAAGGUGACAUUAAGCUGCCCCAGGCUGAGAUCGAAGCUCCAAGCUUCGAAGUAGAGCUUGAAGAAAAGGGAAAAUUCAAAUCGCCAGAUGUCAAGAUGCCCAGCAUCAAAAUGCCCAAGUGUAAGACACCAAAGGUGGAUUCUGACAUCUCCUUUCCCAAAGGCAAGAUCAACCUACCAGAAAGAGAGAUCUCUGUCAAGGUUCCCGAGGCAGAAGGCAGCGUGGAGGGUGGAAGAAUGAAAAUUCAUAUGCCAAAGUUCAGCAUGCCCAGCAUGGGCUUCUCCAAAACAGAUGUCAAAGGUCCCAAACCUGAUGUAGACCUUAGCCUGCCAAAAGUGGAUGCCACGCUUCCCUCUGCAGAUCUCAGCAUUACCAAACCAGAGCUGAAAACAGGUGACCUGCAGACAGAUAUCGGCAUCUCAGUCCCAGAUGUCCACAUUCCUUCAGGUGAGGCUUCCCUGGAAUUGAAAGCACCAGAAUUACAAAUGGAUACACCUGCGGCACCAAUUGCCCUAGAUGGCACUGAGGUAAAGCUGGAAGGUGUGGACAGCAGGUUUAAAAUGCCCAAGUUCCACAUGCCAAGAUUUGGCAUGUCACGUCCCAAAGGAAAAGCAGCUGCAGAAGGUGAACUCGCCUUGCCGUCCCUAAAUGUUGAAGUCACUAAGCCAGAACUGAAGGCAGAUGUCACCCUUCCCUCGGUCGGAGUAGAAGGUGACAUUAAGUUGCCCCAGACGGAGAUCGAAGCGGCAAGCUUGGAAGUAGAGGGAAAAUUCAAAAUGCCAGAUGUCAAGAUUCCCAGCGUCCAAAUGCCCCAGGGCAAGACACAACAAGUGGGAGUCAGCCUGCCCAAGGUGGAAGCUGACGUCUCCCUUCCCAAAGGCAAGAUCGAGCUGCCAGAAGGAGAGGUCUCUGUCAAGGUUCCCGAGGCAGAAGGCAUCGUGGAGGGUGGAGGAAUGAAAAUUCACAAGCAAAAGUUCAAGAUGCCCAGCAUGGGCUUCUCCAAAACAGAUGUCAAAGGACCCAAAGUUGAUGUAGACCUUAGCCUGCCAAAAGUGGAUGUCACGCUUCCCUCCGCAGAUUUCAGCAUUACCAAACCAGAGCUGAAAACAGGUGACCUGCAGACAGACAUCAGCGUCUCAGGCCCAGAUGUCCAUGUUCCUUCAGGUGAGGCUUCCCUGGAAUUAAAAGCACCAGAAUUACAAAUGGAAACACCUGCUGCACAGAUUGCCCUAGAUGGUAGUGAGGUAAAGCUGGAAGGGGUGGACAGCAGGUUUAAAAUGCCCAAGUUCCACAUGCCAAGAUUUGGCAUGUCUCGUCCCAAAGGAAAAGCCGCUGCACAAGGUGCCUUGCCAUCCCUAGAUGUUGAAGUCACUGAGCCAGAACUGAAAACGGAUGUGACCCUUCCUUCGGUCGGAGUAGAAGGUGACAUUAAGUUGCCCCAGGUGGAGAUCGAAGGGCCGAGUUUGGAAGUAGAAGGAAAAUUCAAAAUGCCAGAUGUCAAGAUGCCCAGCGUCCAAAUGCCCCAGGGCAAGACCCCACAAGUGGGAGUCAGCCUGCCCAAGGUGGAAGCUGAUGUCUCCCUUCGCAAAGGCAAGAUCGAGCUGCCAGAAGGAGAGGUCUCUGUCAUGGUUUCCGAGGCAGAAGGCAGCGUAGAGGGUGGAGGAAUGAAAAUUCAUAUGCCAAAGUUCAAGAUGCCCAGCAUGGGCUUCUCCAAACAAGAUGCCAAAGGCCCCAAAGUUGAUUUAGACCUUAGCCUGCCAAAAGUGGAUGUCACGCUUCCCUCCGCAGAUCUCAGCAUUACCAAACCAGAGCUGAAAACAGGUGACCUGCAGACAGACAUCAGCGUCUCAGGCCCAGAUGUCCACGUGCCUUCAGGGGAGGCUUCCCUGGAAUUAAAAGCACCAGAAUUACAAAUGGAAACACCUGCGGCACAGAUUGCCCUAGAUAGCACUGAGGUAAAGCUGGAAGGCGUAGACAGCAGGUUCAAAAUGCCCAAGUUCCACAUGCCAAGAUUUGGCAUGUCUCGUCCCAAAGGAAAAGCCACUGCAGAAGGUGAACUCGUCUUGCCAUCUCUAGAUGUUGAAGUCACUAAGCCAGAACUGAAAACGGAUGUGACCCUUCCAUCGGUCGAAGUAGAAAGUGACAUUAAAUUGCCCCAGGUGGAAAUUGAAGGGCCAAGUUUGGAAGUAGAAGGAAAAUUCAAAAUGCCAGAUGUCAAGAUGCCUAGCAUCAAAAUGCCCCAGGCCAAGACACCACAAGUGGGAGUCAGCCUGCCCAAGGUGGAAGCUGAUGUCUCCCUUCCCAAAGGCAAGAUCGAGCUGCCAGAAGGAGAGGUCUCUGUCAAGGUUCCCGAGGCAGAAGGCAGCGUAGAGGGUGGAGAAAUGAAAAUUCAUAUGCCAAAGUUCAAGAUGCCCAGCAUGGGCUUCUCCAAAACAGAUAUCAAAGGCCCCAAAGUUGAUGUAGACCUUAGCCUGCCAAAAGUGGAUGUCACGCUUCCCUCCGCAGAUUUCAGCAUUACCAAACCAGAGCUGAAAACAGGUGACCUGCAGACAGACAUCGGCGUCUCAGGCCCAGAUGUCCACGUUCCUUCAGGUGAGGCCUCCCUGGAACUGAAAGCCCCAGAAUUACAAAUGGAAGCAUCUGCGGCACAGAUUGCCCUAGAUGGUAGUGAGGUAAAGCUGGAAGGCGUAGACAGCAGGUUUAAAAUGCCCAAGUUCCACAUGCCAAGAUUUGGCAUGUCUCGUCCCAAAGGAAAAGCCGCUGCACAAGGUGAACUCGCCUUGCCAUCUCUAGAUGUUGAAGUCACUAAGCCAGAACUGAAAACGGAUGUGACCCUUCCAUCGGUCGAAGUAGAAAGUGACAUUAAAUUGCCCCAGGUGGAAAUUGAAGGGCCAAGUUUGGAAGUAGAAGGAAAAUUCAAAAUGCCAGAUGUCAAGAUGCCCAGCAUCAAAAUGCACCAGGCCAAGACACCACAAGUGGGAGUCAGCCUGCCCAAGGUGGAAGCUGAUGUCUCCCUUCCCAAAGGCAAGAUCGAGCUGCCAGAAGGAGAGGUCUCUGUCAAGGUUCCCGAGGCAGAAGGCAGUGUGGAGGGUGGAGGAAUGAAAAUUCAUAUGCCAAAGUUCAAGAUGCCCAGCAUGGGCUUCUCCAAACAAGAUGCCAAAGGCCCCAAAGUUGAUGUAGACCUUAGCCUGCCAAAAGUGGAUGUCACGCUUCCCUCCACAGAUCUCAGCAUUACCAAACCAGAGCUGAAAACAGGUGACCUGCAGACAGACAUCAACGUCUCAAGCGCAGAAGUCCAUGUUCCUUCAGGCCAAACUUCCUUGGAAUUAAAAGCACCAGACUUACAAAUAGAAGUACCUGCAGCAGAAAUUGCUUUAGAUGCCACAGAGGCUAAACUGGAAGGCGUGGACAGCAGAUUUAAAAUGCCCAAGUUCCACAUGCCAAGAUUUGGCAUGUCUCGUCCCAAAGGAAAAGCUACUGCCGAAGAUGAACUCGCCUUGCCGUGUACAGAUGAUGAAAAAACUAAGCCAGAACUGAAAGCUGAUGUAACCGUUCCCUCAUUUGAAUCUGAAGGUGACAUUAAGCUGCCCCAGGCUGAGAUCGAAGCGCCGAGCUUGGAAGUAGAGGUUGGAGAGAAGGGAAAAAUCAAAAUGCCAGAUGUCAAGGUGCCCAGCAUCAAAAUGCCCAAGACCCAGACACCAGAAGUGGGAGCCAGUCUGCCCAAGGUGGAAGCUGACGUCUCCCUUCCCAAAGGAAAGAUCGAGCUUCCAGAAGCAGGGGUCUCUGUCAAGGUUCCUGAGUUAGAAGGCAGCAUGGAGGAUGGAGGAAUGAAAAUGCACAUGCCAAAGUUCAAGAUGCCUGUCAUGGACUUCUCAAAACCAGAUGUCAAAGGCCCCAACAUUGACAUGGAUCUUAGUUUGCCAAAAGUGGAUGCUACACUUCCUGUUGGUGAUGUCAGCAUUACCAAAUCAGCAAUUAAAACAGAUGAACUCCAGACAGAUGGGGAAAUUACAAAAAGUCAACCCCUUGAAAAGGACACUGCAGAAAAAGAAAGUAAAUUUAAGAUGCCAAAAUUCAAAUUACCAUCUUUUAGCUGGUCUCCAAAAAAGGAAACGAGUCUUUCUGCUCAUAUUGGUGCAAAUUUAGAUGAUUCCUCAAUUGCAGUUUCAACACAAGAACCUGAGUUAACACUCACUGUGGAAGAAGUAACUGCUAGUGAUGUUAAAAAAGGCAUUAAAAUGUCCAAAGUAAAACUCCCCAGUUUAGAAUUUUCAAAACCAGAAAUUAAAGCUCCCAAAAUGGAUAUGGAGGCCAGCUUAACUAAAAGUGAUAUCCAAGUUCCUACGCUUGAUAUUGGUCUUUCUGAACCAGUAAUAAGACCAGGCGAUAUUAGUGGUGAUUUUAGUAAAGCAGCAGCAGAAAUUAAAGUUCCUAUGAUUAAAAGUCCCGAAGUAAGUUUGGAGAGACUAUCCACUGAAAUAUCAGUAGAUGGAGCAGAGUUAAGAAGUGUCACCAAUGAUGGGAAGAUUAAAAGAUCAAAAUUCCAAAUGCCAAAGUUUGGAAUUUCAUUUCCUAAAGGAAAAGUUCCAGAAGCUGGUAUCAGUCUACCGUCCGAGGGUAUUGAUGUUCCGCAAUUGAAAACAACAACAGAUAUUGGUGAUAUAGCAGUGGAAGCUCCAACAUAUGAAGUUGAGUAUGAUAGCACUUGUGCAGAAAAGAAGGUUUUGGAAGAGAAUAUAAAAAUUUCCCAAAUUCCUACAGCUGACUUGAAGACAGCAGUGGACAUCAAAGUGCCAUCAGAUGGUUUUUCUUUGGAACAGCCAGAGACAGAGACUCCAUUUUCAGAUGCUACUGAAACAAAACCAGAGAAAGAGAUGAAGACUGGAAGUUUAGAUGCAGAACAGAAAGAAGGAAAUUUCAAAAUGCCAAAAUUCAAGUUGCCAUCAUUUAACUGGUCCCCUAAAAAAGAGGCAACAAUUAAAACUAAUAUAAAAGAAUCUCUAGAAGAACCGAAACUUACUGCGUAUACAGAUGCAGAACUAAAAAUAGUUCUGUCACAAGAUCAAGAAGUCCAAAUGGAUGAAGAUGCUGAAUCAUCUAUCAAAAAAAGUCAGUCGAAAAGGUCUCAUUUUAUUAUGCCUAAAAUCUCUCUCACUAAGACCAAGCUAGCAAAAUCGCAGGAUAAAGUAGAGACAGAUAUUACUGUGGAAAGAGAUGGUGAUGUGGUACAAAUACCUGACAUAGAAAGCAGUUUUACCACAAAGAAAGAAGAAGAAAUGGAAAUAAGCAUAAAAAUGCCAAAAGGCAUAUCAAAAUCUGAACUGAAAGCUCCCCACGUAGAUACAGACAUUACCUUAUCCAAAGGUGGUAUUGAAGUAUACACAGUAGAUAGUUCAUCUGAAAUGAGGAGUUCUGAAAUUGGCUUAGAAGGUGAUAUAGUUGUAGAAAGAGGAAGUGUAACAACUGAAGACAAGGAGGGGAAGAUCCGCUUGCUAAAACUCCAAAUGCCAAAAUUUGGAAUUGCAGUUCCUAAACAAGAAUGGCCAGAGAGCAGCAUCACCUCAACAGAAAUGGAAUCCAGAGUACCUCAAAAGCAACUUACAAUAGAAACAGAUGGACUUAGUGGAGAAAUUCCAACUUUAGAAGUUAAAACUGAUGCCAGUGACACAAAGGUUUCAGCUGGAAAAAUUAAAAUGGCACAAACAGCCAGAGGUGAGAUCAAAGCAUCUGACUCAUCUGUUGUCAGUCCUGAUGAAAAGGAUGUAAAAUCCCAAGGAGAACUUGAAGCUAAAUCUGGAGAAGUUCAGAUUGAAGAUUCACAGGGUUGGUUUAAAAUGCCAAAAUUCAGGAUGCCUUCAUUUGGUAGAUCAAAGGGAAAGAAAGAUGAUAUUGAAGUUGAAGUCAGCACUGGAAAAGCUCCAAUUGCUGAAGGAGAACUUGAAAUAUCAGCUUCUGAAGUUGAAAUAGAGUCUGCCCAUGUAGAUAUGGAAUCAUGUGCUGGAAAGAAUCUUUUUGAAGGCAAAGAGAUUACAGACAGUGGAAUUUCGGUACAGAAAGAAAAGGAAUUUGAUGUUGGCCUAUUAGAUGAAGGCAGACUUUCACAACUCUCUGGAAAAGCAGACCAUAAACUAACUGCUCUGGGGACUAAAAUCACUGAAGAAGAUUUUGAAAUAAUAGACUUCCCAAUAGAGGGUUUUGAAAAAGAUGCACUCACAGAAGACAAAGUGAAAGUAGAAGAUGCAGAUGGGUUGAGUAAAGCCAAAACAUCUAAAUUUAAGAUGCCAAAAUUUGGCAAUCUGCGUACUAAACCAAAAGUUUCAGAAGUUCUUAUUGAACCAGCCAAGAUGGAGAUUGAGGGGACACCAGGGAUAACCGAAGACGUGAUAUUAGGCAUUCAGACUCAAAGUGGCGUAUGUUCUGCUGAUAUGAAAAUUACAAAGACAGAUUUUACAGAAGAACCAAUAGAGUUUAUAGAUAAACACUUUGAAGAUUCAGAACAAAGUUUCCAUAUUACCAAAUUUAAAAUGCCCAAGUUCAUAUACAGAACAUCUACAGUGGAAGAACAAAGUUUGCCUUCAGAAGGGACAGUAGAUAAGAAAUCUACUGGUAUUGAUACUGAUAGUGCACUUCAACCAGAAUUCAGAACUACAUUACUUGAAGAGAAAAUAGAAAGCCAAGAUAGUGUCCAAAAAUCAAAAGUCAAGAUUACAACAUUGUCUGAACCUACCAUUCAAAGAACACACAUGGAAUCCAAACUCCCUUCUACAGAGUCUUCUUUUGAAGAAACAACACACAUCAAGAGGCCAACGGAAUUCAGUUGUGGAUUUCCUGCAGAGAUAAAACAGACCACAGAUGGUAAAAUCCAAAAAUCAGUUGCAAAAAUUAGCACAGUAAGGGAGCCAGACAUUCAGACAACACAACUUGAAAUUAAACUCCCAUCAGAUGAAUCAUUUAUCUCAAGUAAACCAUUGCCUAUGCAAGGACCCUACAAAAAGAGCAAAGAGAUAAAAAUAGUCAGUAAAUCUGAAUUUAGCAAGGGCGAUGAGGAGGAGUCUUUCUCAACUCAAAUAGUGAGAGAAUCUGAGAUCCCUCCCUCAGAAGUUAAAACUGCUGCCUAUGGGUUUUCUCUUCUCAAAGUGAAAAUCCAGGAAUCACAUGUGACUGUAGAUAAACCAGUCAAAUUAUCUUCAGCUGAAUAUAUGAAUGAAACGUUUGAAAGUAAAGAUCACCAACCAUCUGAUGAAAGUUCAGAACAACCAACACAAAAGACUGGUUUCACUGAAAUGAAGUUAUCUCACAAAGGUGAAGACAGCGGAUUUACUGAAGGCCUGACUUCCACUACUACACUGACAAAAGUGAAAGCAUUCACCGUUGAAGUACAAUCUUCCAGUGACUUUUCAGAGAGCCAUCAUGAUAAGCACCCAGAAGAGAUGUCUGAAUCUGCUAUAGCAGUUACAGAAGAAACUAAAAUUGUACGUACUGAAGCAGAGCCAACCGAUCAAAAAGAAAAAUCUGAUAGUAAGAGAUCUCCCGGUCGGUUUAAAUUUUGGUUUCAGAAUAUUGGGUAUUCAUCCUCUGCUGAUGAUGCAACCUCAGAUUCCAAACCUGAAGAUCAAAAAUCAUUUCCAGAAACCGAGCCUGAUGAACCAUCCACAUCGGAGAGUGAGUCUUCCAAACAAACUGAGAAAGCUGGGUGGUUUAGACUUCCCAAGUUAGGUUUUUCAUCUCCAACAAAAAAGAGCAAGGAAACUGGCAAAGAAGAAGAUCUAGAUCGAACAGACAAAAAUCAGGAUGAUGAAAGUCCAACAGAAAAAACAGAAACUUUUUUUGAUGCACAAGAAACCUUACCACCUAAAGAUACAAUCACAGAGAAAGAAGGAGGAGAAAUCUCAGGAGCCUUACCUUGUGAGCCCAUUGUUUCAUCUUCAGCAAGAACUGAACUGAUCCUGCUAGAGAAAGAGAAAGCUACACUCCAAAGCAUUCCAGAAGAGGCAUCAAAAUAAGCUGGUCCUCCCCCUUAAUUUAAAACCUAUUCAAACUGAAGGAAGUUAAAAAGCAAACAUUUUGAAACACCAGAAAAUACAUUGCCUUCUUUGUAGCAUACAGAAAGAAUACGUUACAUUAAAUUACAAGGAUCAAACAUAUUUUGUAUAUUCCAUUUGUGUUUACAAGUUAAUACAUAGAUAAAUAGUUCCUAAGAAAGAGAUUCGUUGUGUGAGAAAUGUGUAUAAAAAAACAAGAACAGACAAGCAAAACUACUGAUUUAAAAAAAACCAACAACGAUCCUUUCUGCUUUCCAUAGAAUAACACUUUCUUUAAGUCAGUCUGGAGGAAGAAAAAACUGGACAGGAGAUUAAAUGUCGAUAAUCAAAGAAUGAUUUGUUCUAGAUUGUUUUCAGAAAAUAGAAGAAGCUAGUGCUGGAAAAAUAAGUAUCAUGUUUCCUUUUUUUAAAGUUUAUUUUUCUAACUGUAUUUCUGCUGCUAUCAUAUGAAAGAAUAUAUAUUUUCAUUAUAUUUGAACAAUAGGUAUAUUGCAGGAUCAUUUUAAACAUAGACCAAAUGGCAAUAGUACUAUCAAUGUUAAGCAGUCUAGUCUACAAUGCAGUUCAUCUAAUGUAUCAGGAGCUAAAGCAAUUUAAUACCAUUUAUACUUGCAUCAGCAUACCUAUCUAUUGUAUUCCUGAAAUGGUAAUAUUAUAAUCCCGUGUUUUCUGAUGUUCUGGCACAGCUGUAGUAGCCUGUUCUGACCACUUAUAUACCAGGAAAGCACAGCUAAAGGCUGUUUCUGAAAUGUCUUUUCAUUGUCAGCCAUCUUCAUGCCAAUGUCCUAAGCUCUGGGUCAGUGUGCCUUUUGGAGUUUUCUGCAUUAUACAUGUCACACACAAAAAUAAUGCUUGCACUUACACCCAUUUUAUUAAAAAAUGGAUUGCAUUUGCUAUUGUGGUUAAAGCCACUGUAUAUGUUUUUAGGCUUCUGUACUGAGGAGCCAAAAGAUAACUCCAGUAUAUGGCAAGAGAUGUACAUGCUUAGCUUUUCACAGACUGGAAGAUACUAAGGCCUCUUCCACACUGCCCCUAUAUCCCAGAUUAUCAUUUUAUCCUAGAUUAUCUGGUAGUGGAGACUCAUAUAAUCCAGUUUAAAUCAGAUAAUGGCCCCAACACACUGAAACAUUUUCCACUUUUACAGUGAAGGCAUCCAACAGACCGAUCAUGCAAUAGCUUAAAGUAAGGUGUAUAUAAUAAUUUAAAUUUCUGUUUCAUUUGGUCCUGUAAAACAGCAAGAAUUUAGCUACUUCCUGCUGUCUCAAAUUUCUCAUUAGGUACAGAAAAGUAGUUAAAAAAAUAAUACUACUUCACAGGAAACUACAGUUGGCAUUCAAGGUGUGUGCUUACAUAAAUAUAGUAUCAAUUAUCAUUUGCCAUAUUUACUUCUAGACAAACUUUUGUGAAUGCAACCAUUGAGUGUUUUUUUUGUGUCCAUCUGCUCCGUGGUAAAGAUAAUUUUCCCUCAUAUCAGAUAGAGUUUAGAAAUUGAGAUGUUCUGGAACUACAGCUCUUAGAAUUCCCUAAUCCACAUCGCCAUAGGCCAUGCUGAGUAAAGGAUUUUUCAAACCAUGGUCUCAAAAUAAGAGCAUUUCAGCACUAGUAUCAGGUACAAACAUGUAGUCACAGCUAGAUGAUAACUUAUACAAGCCUAAACACAGGCACUGGGCAGACUAGAUUUCUGUUUUUCUGCCUGUGUGCCUGAAAUAACCUUGACAUGAAUGCAUCAGACCAUUCAAAAGUGCCAUUCAUUGACAUCAGUCUUAAGACAAGAGUUUUAAGAUCUCAACAAAAAGAACCUUCUGAACCAGACUUUAGCAUCAGAACAGGAGUCCCAUUCAGUGGAGCUGAAGUAUCUUAAGAUCAGUUACUUCAGUAUGACUGGAAAUUCACAUGUAAAUUCUUUCAAAAAUAUCAAGCCAGGAGUUUAGUCUAAGGCGUGUAUACAGGAAGGAGCCUAUGCAAGUACAGUCGUUUUAAAGCUUUCCUAGAGAUAUAAGUUGUAAAUAAUUAUCAUUUGCCUUUUAGAUGAUUUUUUAAAAAUGCUUCUUGCAAGUCUGCAGCCAACGAGGUAGUACAUACCUGUUUAAAUAUUGUGCUUAUGUAAUGACAAGAAUGUCUAAUGUAUCCUGGGUUAUCCUCCUGAUGUGGAAAUAAAAAAUAUUAUCAACAGAA
Molecule: messenger RNA, 23278 nt
Organism: Anolis carolinensis (green anole)
Lineage: Eukaryota; Metazoa; Chordata; Lepidosauria; Squamata; Anolidae
Product: neuroblast differentiation-associated protein AHNAK
Exons: 7
Coding region: 377-21064 (6895 amino acids)
Biological process (GO): regulation of RNA splicing
Cellular component (GO): cytoplasm; costamere; nucleus
Molecular function (GO): protein binding
Source: RefSeq, a predicted model, not a curated record